AGCAAUCGCACCUCAACCUGUUCGCCAACCGGCCGCAGCCAAAGAAGAAGAGAAAAUCCCGGACCGCGUUCACGAACCAUCAGAUUUUCGAGCUGGAAAAGCGGUUCCUGUACCAGAAGUACCUGUCGCCGUCGGACCGGGAUGAGAUCGCGGCCGCCCUCGGACUCUCCAAUGCGCAGGUCAUCACGUGGUUCCAGAACCGGCGGGCCAAGCUGAAGCGCGACAUGGAGGAGUUAAAAAAGGACGUCGAGACGGUGAAGGUGUUGUCGGCGCACAAAACCUUCCUCGAGAACGUGAACGACAUGAACAUUCUGAAGAAGAAAAUCAUGCACGACGACGGUGGCAGUCCGCAGAAGUAA
Messenger RNA from Anopheles cruzii, 359 nucleotides. RefSeq names its product transcription factor LBX1-like. Gene Ontology annotation, molecular function: DNA-binding transcription factor activity, RNA polymerase II-specific; DNA binding. NCBI's taxonomy places the organism in Eukaryota, Metazoa, Arthropoda, Insecta, Diptera, Culicidae. The annotation marks the transcript as partial. Gene Ontology annotation, biological process: regulation of DNA-templated transcription. The transcript is spliced from 2 exons. The record is from RefSeq and is a predicted model, not a curated record.